Loxodonta africana (African savanna elephant) is the source of this 3589-nucleotide messenger RNA. It is a transcript of the gene KCTD6, whose product is annotated as potassium channel tetramerization domain containing 6. Gene Ontology annotation, biological process: protein homooligomerization; ubiquitin-dependent protein catabolic process. The coding region runs from base 2529 to 3242 and encodes 237 amino acids. The transcript has 3 exons. The record is from RefSeq and is a predicted model, not a curated record. Gene Ontology annotation, molecular function: cullin family protein binding. NCBI's taxonomy places the organism in Eukaryota, Metazoa, Chordata, Mammalia, Proboscidea, Elephantidae.
GCCCCACGUCGGGACCGGGGUCGGCUGGGGCUUCGCCUGCGGGGCGGCGGGGACCCGGCGCGUUUGCUCGGGGUGAUGGCUUUGCGGGGAGUGGCUAUUAGCCGGCGCUUGCCCCACUUUAAGGCGUAGGAGCCCAGGCUUCGGGAAUUUUCUGCCCCGGAGACACCCAGGUGUGCCGCUGAGCCCUCUGUGCCCAGAUUUGCGGGUCUGGCGUGUUUCAAGGCUUGAUGUCACGGGUGACAAAUGGCCGUGGUAAUCGGGAGCCCCCGAACCGCCCGCCAGGCUGACGGUAGCGGGGUCUGGGUCUGGGGGUAGGACUGGGAAGACGAAGCGUGACAGAUCCUAUUUGGAUAUUUCUCUGAAGUUAGGGUUCUGUUCAAGUCUACCGGCUCUAGAACACAGUUUUAGGACUUCGUGAUAGAAGAGGUUUGGGGUAGCCUGGUUUGAUGAAGAAUGUUUGGGGUCACCUAGCCAUUCCCAUCCCUCCUGGCAUGUUCAUUUCUUGUGUCACAAAUGCAUGACACGAAUGAUUCAGUGAUAGGAAAGAAGUUAGGAACAGCAUUUAGCGCAGACCUGAGCCCAAGAUUGAGACGUUUCCAGAUGAGCGAAGGUGUAGAAAGGAAAAUAAUCUUUUUGUAGUCAGGGUUGGCAGAUUGGGGGAAUUGGCUCUUUGGUUGAAAACAUCAGCCCCAACCACUACUUCAGUUUGUGUAACCCGAUGUAUAUCAAGGAUCGAGUGGUCAGCGUGGCCAUGGGUGCCGUUCCUCAAUUGUGUAAGGUUAGGAUUUUCAUAAAUGACAUUUUCAGCGAAGCAUUACUAGCGACAGAAAUCCUAGGGUGAAUCCUUCUCUGCGUCUCUCUCGUGUCUUUUGGAUUUUGAUAUUUGGGGUUUAUUUGAAUUGGAAUGCACACAUUAUUUCGAUCUGGCUUUCCCUCAGAGAUAAUCCUGAGUCAUGCUUUAGAGAAGUUCCUGCCAUCAUCAGAGCUCAGACGUCUGUCUGGUGGUCUCUGCAGAAGCUGGAUCCUCCUCCUUACUGGUGGUUCUCUUUUCUGGACCUCUGGGGAAAAGAAGGACCUAGUGGCGACGGAAAACAGAUUAAGAAGCGUUUUCCUCCGUAUUUGUUGUUUCCGUGUAAAUGCUCUAAGUUACUUGUGUUCACACUCUCUGAUUUCUCAAUUUACCACAGAAAAUUAGUUGAUGCUACUGCCACUAGUAUUUUUCCACUUGUAUAAUACUUACCUGUUUACAAGUGCCUUUGUAUUAAUGAUCUCACUUAUUUUCUCCAUUUCCCUAAAGAAGAAGGUGCGUGUAGACAGUGAUUUACCUAGCGUCUCAUAAUUAGUAAUGGGGCACUAUUGAAAUACAGGUCUCUGCUGGUAAGUCCAGUUCUCUUGCUUCUGUGUUCACCUUGCAGGGUAAUGCGGAUCCUGAUCUGUUGGUUACCUUGUAGGUCAGUUUUUGCCUUUGUGGUUGUGCCUAACAUGGUGUAAUUCCUUUUAGGAAGUCGAUAUUAUCCUGCUUCUUCAUCUCGAAGAAACUUAGAGUAGGGAAUUUUAUGAUUCUGUGACUGGGGUGGCUCAGCUAUCUAGUAUUAAGGCCACUUUUUUUUUUUAUCUAGAGCUGCUUUCUUCUAGACCACAGGGUUGAUAGAGGAGAGAGAAAAAUGAAUUCGUUUUAGAAAAAUAUCCAUUUCUGCAGUGGUAUGGCUAUGGAUAACUUAACACUCUAAUCACAUUCUCCUUGUGCUUCUGGCUACUCGAGCUGGCCUGUGUGAAUGUUAGCCCCAAAGACUCCUUUAGAUGUCGCUGAACUAGUUACUAUAAAAAGUGUUUCACUUUCAAACUCCCACCUUUCAAGAACAGAGAAACUCAACACAAAGGUAAUUGAAGUAUGUAUAGAUGGGAGAGAACUUGUCUUAGUCUUCUAUUCUGAAUGCCAGACCCGGGAGUUUAAUAGAAAGGCUUUGAAAGGACCUCUGGAAACUUGGGAAGGUGGUAGCUAGGAGUUUUUAUUAUUAUUUAUUCACAUUUGGAGAUGUCUGUUGUAAGGAAGAAGUUGUUAACGUAGGAGUAGGACUUUUGCCCUAGGGAAUUCUGAGUCUAUAGCACAAAUGAUAAACCCAAAAUAUUUGUGUUAAAUUAGCUGUUCAUAACCAUAAAGCCGGUCAUUGCAAUUCUGCAGGGAUGAGGAGAAUGGCAUUUAGGGAUUCUUAGGUUAUUGUCUAAGUUAUCAACAUGUUGAAUUGUGCAUUCUUCAAAUUUGCUACUUUAUAAAUUUUUCAGAAUUGCUUUUACACUCUGCACUAUGUGUUUUCCUUAAUUACCUGCUAACAUUUACUCUGUCAGAAGUUCUGUAGUCAUAAUUAACUUACAAAGUUCAAACUUUCAGUGCCACUUAACGUUCCUGGGGAAAGGCCAGCGGGUCGUUUCCACAGGAAUUUUUAUUUGCACCGCAGGUCAGAAUUGCAGGCACAGAUCUUUUCAGCUUCCCUGGAACCUGGGCUCCCAGUGACACAGUGCUGGAGCAGAUGGAUAAUGGAGACUGGGGCUAUAUGAUGACUGACCCAGUCACGUUAAAUGUAGGUGGACACUUGUAUACAACGUCUCUCACCACAUUGACUCGUUAUCCAGAUUCCAUGCUUGGAGCUAUGUUUGGGGGGGACUUCCCCACAGCUCGAGACCCUCAAGGCAAUUACUUCAUCGAUCGAGAUGGACCUCUUUUCCGAUAUGUCCUCAACUUCUUAAGAACUUCAGAGUUGACCUUACCCCUGGAUUUUAAGGAAUUUGAUCUGCUUCGAAAGGAAGCAGAUUUUUAUCAGAUUGAGCCCUUGAUUCAGUGUCUCAAUGACCCUAAGCCUUUGUAUCCUAUGGAUACUUUUGAAGAAGUUGUGGAGUUAUCCAGUACCCGGAAGCUUUCGAAGUACUCUAAUCCCGUGGCUGUCAUCAUAACUCAGUUAACCAUCACCACCAAGGUCCACUCCUUACUAGAAGGCAUCUCAAACUAUUUUACCAAGUGGAACAAGCACAUGAUGGACACCAGAGACUGCCAGGUGUCCUUUACUUUUGGACCCUGUGAUUACCACCAGGAAGUUUCUCUCCGAGUGCACCUGAUGGAAUACAUCACAAAGCAAGGUUUCACGAUUCGCAACACCCGCGUGCAUCACAUGAGUGAGCGGGCCAAUGAGAACACAGUGGAGCACAAUUGGACUUUCUGUAGACUGGCCCGGAAGACAGAUGACUGAGCUCCAGCCCUGGGAGAAGCUCCUGGAAACGGACUUUCUAGGAGAUGGAAGAGACUGAUUUUUUUUUUUUUUUUUUUAGUAUUUGUAUUUAUUUGAAGCAUUGAGGACCAGGAAGGAAGUUUUGUGCUUUAGCAGAUGCCUCCGUGUUUGGUCCUCCACCCUGAGUAUGCAUGUACCUGUUCAGUCUCCAGAUACCUUUUUUAUAAAAAGAAGUAUGAAAAUCAUUAUGGUAUAUAAUCUGCCCUUUAACAGAGCUUUUUUUAUUACAGUGCUAAAAUGAUUUCUGAUUAAAUGGUCCCUAACGCAACUAGAGGGUUAAAAAUGGAGCAAGGAAAGGAUAAGCAGAG